Molecule: messenger RNA, 8220 nt
Organism: Mugil cephalus (flathead mullet)
Lineage: Eukaryota; Metazoa; Chordata; Actinopteri; Mugiliformes; Mugilidae
Product: receptor-type tyrosine-protein phosphatase beta-like
Exons: 32
Coding region: 542-8038 (2498 amino acids)
Biological process (GO): protein dephosphorylation; angiogenesis
Molecular function (GO): protein tyrosine phosphatase activity; cadherin binding
Source: RefSeq, a predicted model, not a curated record
CCCUGGUCCUGGUCUUGGUCCUGGUCCUGGUCCUGGUCCUGGUCCUGUCUCUAGACUGAGGCUUUUUUUUUUUUUUUCAUUUGAAACAUUUUGGAUCAAACUGAAUCUUUGUCAGAGGGAGGAGCUGGUGCUGAACCUUUGAGCAGGUUUCAGACUAACCUGGGACCAGUGAGUCUAGAGCAGGUUUCAGACUAACCUGGGACCAGCGAGUCUAGAGCAGGUUUCAGAAUACCAACCUGGGACCAGCGAGUCUAGAGCAGGUUUCAGACUACCAACCUGGGACCAGCGAGUCUAGAAGAAAGUUUCAGACUACCAACCUGGGACCAGCGAGUCUAGAAGAAAGUUUCAGACUACCAACCUGGGACCAGCGAGUCUAGAGCAGGUUUCAGAAUACCAACCUGGGGCCGGUGGUGUUUACUAGAGGACACGUCCUCUGUGGUAUUUCCGACCUCGUCCAGUUGAAUUGAAGGAAGUGUGGCUCGCUGCCUCUUUCCUCCCUCAGACUUCCCUUCAGUCUUCACUCUGAAGCUGGAGGACGAACAUGGACGCUCUGAUCCUCGCUCUGAUCCUGGUCUCCAGCUCUGCCCACUCAUCAACACUUAAACCUCUGAAUGUCUCCAGCGCUGUUGACGCCGUCACACGUCCUGACCCGAAUCCACCUCAGACUGAAAGAACCAGAAGCAGCAUUUACAGUUUCAGCACAGAUGUGAACAACAUCAGCAGACAUCCAACCAGGAGGUCACCGAGUUCUGGUUCAGAUCCACAGAUCACUGCAUCACAUGGAGGAAACACUGGGGUCACCACAGUCCGCUCACUCCUACCAGAGUCUGGAACAUCUCCAGGUAGGACCGAGUCUAGAACUGGGUCUAGAACAUCUCCAGAUAGGACCGAGUCUAGAACUGGGUCUAGAACAUCUCCAGAUAGGACCGAGUCUAGAACAUUUCCAGAUAGGACAGAGUCUGGAACAUUUCCAGAUUGGACCAAGUCUAGAACAUCUCCGGAGAGGACCGAGUCUAGAACAUUGCCAGAUCUGACCGAGUCUAGAACAUCUCCGGAUAGGACCGAGUCUAGAACAUUUCCAGAUAGGACCGAGUCUAGAACAUUUCCAGAGAGGACAGAGUCUAGAACUGGGUCUAGAACCUCUCCAGACACCACAGAGACCAUUGCAUUGUUGUCCCACACUGGUCUCCUGUGGACUAGAGCUGGACCAGGUCUGGUUUUGAAGUCUGGAGGAUCGACAGACGUCACGUUUAGGUCUGAGACGUCGUCUGAAUCCACAUCUUCUGUUUCUGAGUCAAAUCCAGACCCAGCAUCUACAACAAAUCCACUUACCGACAGAUUCUCCCCCACCUCCAACACCGCCUCCAACACCGCCUCCAACACCGCCUUCAACAUGGCCUCCAACACCGCCUCCAACACCGCCUCCAACACCAUCUCCAACAUGGCCUCCAACAUGGCCUCCAACAUGGCCUCCAAAACCGCCUCCAACAUGGCCUCCAACAUGGCCUCCAACAUGGCCUCCAACACCGCCUCCAAAACCGCCUCCAACAUGGCCUCUAACAUGGCCUCCAACACCGCCUCCAACACCGCCUCCAACAUGGCCUCCAACAUGGCCUCCAACACCGCCUCCAACAUGGCCUCCAACAUGGCCUCCAACACCGCCUCCAACAUGGCCUCCAACAUGACCUCCAACACCGCCUCCAACAUGGCCUUCAACACCGCCUCCAACACCGCCUCCAACAUGGCCUCCAACACCGCCUCCCCUCAUCCCCCUUCAAUGUCUACAUCUGUCGUGGAGGCAGAUCCCCCAUCCACCCAUCCCAACCUGCUGACCUCUUACCAGACUCCUCCCACAGCUACUGGAUCCACAGAUCAUCCACAGCCCUCUGCACCAUCACCAAGUCUGACCAAUGCACCAACCACAGUUCCACCAGCGACAACAGAACCAGCACCACCACCCACAACCACUCCACCCAAGCCAUCCUCCAGCAUCAAACCUCGUUCAACUACAAAUGCAUUUCAGACCACCACCUCUGAACCAACCAGUAGUCCUGACACAACCACCACCUCUGAACCAACCACCACCUCUGGACCAACCACCACCUCUGAACCAACCACCACCCCUGAACCAACCACCAUUCCUGAACCAACCACCACCCCUGAACCAACCACCACCUCUGAACCAACCACCACCUCUGAACCAACCACCACCCCUGAACCAACCACCACCCCUGAACCAACCACCACCCCUGAACCAACCACCAUUCCUGAACCAACCACCACCUCUGAACCAACCACCAUUCCUGAACCAACCACCACCCCUGAACCAACCACCACCUCUGAACCAACCACCACCCCUGUCCAGACCUCUGAGGGUCCACGCUGCCUGGCUAAUCUGACGGAGAUCAACUCCAGCACCGACUCAGCCCUGGUGAAGGUGACAUCAGCCGGUCUGUCCUGUAACUUCAGCCUGGUGGUUGGAGGAAAGUCCUGGUCUGAUGCCUCCUACUGUAAGAUGGACGGAGAUGGCUUAAGUUGCCAGAUCAUGGGUCUAGAACCUGGAACUCUAAACAACAUCACAGUGACUUCCAGGAAGGACGGGGUGACGAGCAACGCUUCAGUACGGACAGCUCCGUCCCCCGUGGACAUGCUGCAGGUGGAGUCUGUGUCCUCAGACAGCCUCGGCGUGUCCUGGCAACUCGGGCCGGGCCGGACGGAGAACCUCAGGGUUCUGCUAACAGAUCCGGACAAAGUUGUUGUGAAGAACGUCUCUGUGAGGACCACCGUGUCCUUCGUUCAGCUGGAUGGCCUGCAGCCCGGUACCCGGUACACCAUCACCAUGGUAACAGAGGCGGUUGGCCUGCAGAGCUCCGCCUCCACACCAGCUGUCACAGUCCCAGCAGCUGUUUCAGGUCUGAUCCUCAACAACAACGGCAGCUCAGAGAGUCUGAGGGCGUCCUGGUUCUCACCUGGAGGGGGGGUGGAUGCCUACCUGGUGACCCUGUGGGCGCCGGGGUUCCCCCAACAGCGACAACAUCAGCGCCUGCCCCCCAACGCCACCCAGGCUCUGUUUGAGGGUCUGACCCCUGGACGCUGCUACCAGCUUUUAGUCAACGUCACCGCUGGAGGUCGGAGCUCAGAGACAAGGACCAGGGGCUGGACGGUUCCGGACCAGGUCUCGGAUCUCUCCAUGUCCAGUGACUCCACAUCAGUCCGUCUGACCUGGUCUCCACCUGAAGGAGACUGGGACCGGUACAGCGUCCGGCUGAUGAACGGCUCCGUGGUUCUGGUGAAUGAGACCGUGGGUAAACGGGUCCGACAGCACAGCUUGUCCAUCCCUGGUCUGGGCCUCGUACCAGGACGAGUCUACGCCGCCGAGGUCACGGUUCACAGCGGCAUCCUGGGAAACACAGCACGCUGCAGCGGGCGGCUAGCACCACGGCCCGUUCAGCAUCUGAUCGUCCGUCAGGCCGAUGAAGUCUCUCUGGUCGUCUCUUGGACCCGUCCUCUAGGACAGUGGGACGGCUUCACGGUCCUCCUCAGACGGGCGGAGACCCCCACCCUGGUGGCCCAGAGGCUGCUCAGCGUGGAGGCUGGAGAGUGCUCCUUCAGGACCCUGACCUCGGGGCGCCGCUACACCGUCACUGUCACAACCAACAGCGGAAACCUGACCAGCUCGGCCUCGGUGGCGGCGUGGACCACUCCGGCUCAGGUCAAGCAGCUGCAGGUUUCUAAUGGGGGCACAACCGACAGCCUCCAGGCUCAGUGGGAACGGGCGUCCGGAGACCUGGACUCCUACCAGGUCCUGCUGAUCCACGACAGCAGCGUGAUCAAGAACCAGAGCGUCAUGGCCGACACCAGCAGCAUCAGCUUCAGGACGCUGAGGCCCGGAGCCCUGUACCGGGUGGUGGUGACCACCGUCAGGUCGGGACUCAUCUCCAGACAGACGGUGGCAGAGGGACACACAGUUCCAGCUGCUGUGAGUGACGUGAGGAUCAGUAACAACGGUCGGACCGACUUCCUCACUGUGUCGUGGCGUCAGGCGGAUGGUGACGUGGACAGUUACCUGGUUGCCCUGAGCGACGGGGAAAGGACACUUCACACCUUAGCCAUCUCCAAGUCCAGUCCUGGGUGUGUCUUCAACUCCCUGGUGUCCGGACGUCUCUACAACGUCUCCAUAACCUCCUGCAGCGGCCGCUACCAGAACCACACCUCCAUCCAGGAGAGAACCCAACCGGCGAAGGUCCAGAACCCCACGGCGACCCAUGCUGCUCGGGACGACUACCUCAAGGUCUACUGGCGCCAUGCUGCCGGAGACCUGGACCUGUACCAGGUGUUCAUCAAACACAACAACGUGUUCCUGCAGAACAAGACGGUUCUGAAGACCCAGAACGAAUGUGUGUUCACUGGACUGGUACCGGGCCGAUUGUACACAGUUCUGGUCAACACCUGGAGUGGGAAAUACGAAGCCAGCACCUCCACCGACGGCAGGACUUUCCCGGCACCGGUCCGCUCCCUGGUUCUGGAGGAACGGGGGACCGAGGAGUUGCAGGUGGCCUGGCUGGCGGCUCCAGGUGAUGUGGAUCACUAUGAGGUUCAGCUGCUGUUCAGUGACAUGAAGGUGUUUCCCCCCAUCACUCUGGGCAGCGGCGUGGGACAAUGUGUCCUGAAGUCGCUCACACCUGGACGACUUUAUAAGAUCCUGGUUUCUACCUUCAGCGGCCCCAACCAGAGGGCCCAGUUCAUCGAGGGCCGCACAGUCCCCAGUAAAGUGAAGAACAUCCAUGUCAGUAACAGUGGAGACAGCAGCAGUCUGAAGGUGAGCUGGACGCCAGGGCCGGGGGACGUGGACGGAUACUCGGUCUUCCUGUUCAGAGACAGCCGUCAGCUAAGUGUCCGACCCGUCCUCAAACACCAGAACGAGGUGACGUUCGGUUCUCUGCAGCCAGGACAGAAGUACGAAGUGACGGUUCAGUCAAUGAGUGGAGAUCUAGAGAACAACAACACCGCGGCCGGACGUACAGUGCCCUCAGCAGUGACGGGGCUUCAGGUGGACGCCCUCCACUCCACCUCCAGCCUCCAGGUGAGGUGGCAGGAGGCUCUGGGCGUUGCAGAUGGAUACAUCCUGCAGCUUCUGGACGACAGAGGAAGUCUGGUGAUGAACUCCUCUCAGCCCUCUGGACACACCUGGUCCAGGUUCCACGACCUCACCCCCGGAAAGAAGUACCGGGUCCUGGUCCAGACUACGAGUGGAGAGGUCCACAGCAGGGGAGUCAGCACCGAGGCUUGGACAACCCCAGCGGCCGUGACCGACCUGUCCGUCAGCGCUAACGCCACCAGCAGCCUGUCAUUCCACUGGACUCCACCAGAGGGAGAGUUUCAGCUCUACGAGGUCUUCCUCUACAACAGCGAUGAAUUUCUGCAGGAGCGACGCCACAUCCAGUCCGGCAGUCAGCAGUGCUCCUUCCAGGGCCUCAGACCUGGAGCCCGGUACAGGGUGGUGGUUCGGAUCCACAGCGGAGAUCAGACCAACCAGACGUCCAUCUGGGCAAGGACAGUCCCAGCAGCUGUGGCGUCUCUGAGGCUUCAGCCUGGAAACCAGUCUGACGCUCUGUGGGUGACGUGGGACUGUGGCGUCGGUGAUCUGAGCGGAUACCUGCUGACCCUCUACAACCCUGACGGAUCCCAGCAUGCCGAGCACCGCCUGGGGUCAGAGGUCACAGAGUUCAUCUUCUCAGGCCUGGUACCGGGUCGACUGUACAGAGCUGAGGUCCUGAGUCUGAGCGGAGAGCUCAGCAACAGAACCGACGCCGUGGGCCGGACCGCUCCCAGACCUCCCACCUCCUUCCUGUUUGGGGGGGUCACCAACACUUCCCUGGAGAUCACCUGGACUGGUCCCGUUGACUCCGACUACGAUGACUUCGACCUGCAGUGGACUCCUCCGGACCGACUGUCAGUCAUCAAUCCGUACCAGAGCCGGGUCUCCGGGAGCCGCAUCCUGAGAGGGAUGUUCCCGGGACGACUCUACAAGUUCAGCCUCCGCACCAUCAGCGGGACCACGGGGCCCGGGACCACCCCCACCUUCAGCACACCCAUCCACAACAGCAUCCGAACCAAACCAGAGAGAGUCCACGGCCUCCACUGCCGUCCUCAGAGGUCCACCUCCAUCUCCUGCUCCUGGGCGCCCCCAGAGGCCGACUACGAUUUCUACACUAUCGAGUGUCUCCACCAGGACUCCCAGACCUUGGUCUACUCCCGACGCACCGGCCGGAACUCAACCAGCUACGUCAUCACUGACCUAGAGCCCCACAAACUCUACACCAUCUCCGUAAAGGUCAUCUCGGACAGCACGACCAGCGACGAGGCUCGGGACAGCGUGGUCACCAUGAUCGACCGUCCCCCCCUCCCUCACCCCUCCACCCGUGUCAGUGACCAAUCAGCUGUUGUCUCCACCUCCUCCAUCUCCUUCCACUUCAACUGUAGCUGGUUCAGUGACGUCAACGGAGCCGUCAGGUUCUUCACCGUGGUGGUCACCGAGUCUGAAGGUGUGGAUAACGUGCAGCCGGAGCAGCGCCACCCUCUGCCGUCCUACCUGGACUACAAAUCCAACAGCUCCAUCAGGUCCUACCAGACCAGCUACUUCCCCAGCCGCUGCACCCACACCAGCACCCACAUCUUUGACAUCCGCCUGGGGACCAGCAUGGACUCACUGGGGGGACCCUGUGAUCACAGAGGGAAGGACAUGGACCCCGAGUUCAGCAGAACCCGGAUCCACUUCUGUGAUGGACCACUGAACCCCAAAACCGCCUACAGGAUCAGCAUCCGAGCUUUCACUCAGCUGUUUGACGAUGAAGACUUGUCCAGCGUCUCCUCGUCCGGCGUCUCCUUGUCUCCUCUGUUCACGGACACCUUCAUGUCUCUGCCCAUCACUACAGAGGCCGAGCCUCUGAACGGAGUCAUCGAAGGUGUCAGCGCUGGACUCUUCCUCAUCGUCAUGGUCGUAGGAAUCAGUGCUCUGCUGGUCUGUAGACACAGGGCUCACAAACAGGUGGACGAGAGGCCAGUAGUCAGGAUGAGAUCAACAGGAGGAGUCCAGCUGGGAGUCAGAGGCAGUCGUCAAAUCUCCAGUCCCAUCAAGAUCUCGAACUUUGAGUGUCACUACAACAAACUCCAGGCCGACUCCAACUACCUGCUGUCAGAGGAGUAUGAGGACCUGAAAGACGUCGGUCGUAAUCAACCUCUGGACUCGGCUCUGCUGCCGGAGAACCGCGGGAAGAACCGGUACAACAACAUCCUGCCCUACGACUCUACAAGGGUGAAGCUGUCCUAUGUAGACGAUGAUCCCUGCUCUGACUACAUCAACGCCAGCUACAUCCCAGGUAAUAACUUCCGUCGGGAGUACAUCGCCACUCAGGGUCCUCUGCCGGGAACCAAGGAUGAUUUCUGGAAGAUGGUGUGGGAGCAGAACGUCCACAACGUGGUGAUGGUCACACAGUGUGUUGAGAAAGGCCGGGUGAAGUGUGAUCACUACUGGCCGUUUGACCAGGACCCUCUGUACUACGGAGACCUGAUCGUUCAGAUGUUGUCAGAGUCGGUUCUACCCGAGUGGACCAUCAGAGAGUUCAACAUCUGUAGCGAGGAGCAGCUGAGCUUUAACCACCUGGUCCGACAGUUUCACUACACGGUGUGGCCCGACCACGGCGUUCCAGAGACCACUCAAUCCCUCAUCCAGUUCGUCCGAACUGUCCGGGACUACGUCAACAGGACUCCUGGGUCUGGACCCACUGUCGUCCACUGCAGUGCCGGUGUGGGUCGUACUGGGACGUUCAUCGUUCUGGACCGAGUCCUGCAGCAGCUGGACACCAAGGAUACAGUGGACAUCUAUGGCGCUGUCUUUGACCUGAGACUCCACCGGUCACACAUGGUGCAGACUGAGGGUCAGUAUUCGUACCUCCAUCAGUGUGUCCGGGAUGUCCUGAGAGCCAGGAAGCUUCGCAGUGAGCAGGAGAAUCUUUUCCACUCGGUCCUGAGGACCUGAACCUCCAGCUGAGAGACAUGAUGAAGAAACAUGGACGUCUAUUUUUGUACUAAUGUUCAGAUAUGAAGAGAAACUUUAUGAUAAUUUAUAUAAUGUGUCUGUAUAUAUUCUCUGUUACUCCAACGUGAUACUGCACAACCUGUAAAUGUGGUGAAGCUCAUUAAACAGCUCAUGUAGAAACA